This is a messenger RNA of Habropoda laboriosa, 899 nucleotides long. RefSeq names its product solute carrier family 25 member 38-like. The coding region runs from base 3 to 899 and encodes 298 amino acids. The transcript is spliced from 7 exons. Gene Ontology annotation, cellular component: mitochondrial inner membrane; mitochondrion. Lineage: Eukaryota; Metazoa; Arthropoda; Insecta; Hymenoptera; Apidae. The record is from RefSeq and is a predicted model, not a curated record. Gene Ontology annotation, molecular function: glycine transmembrane transporter activity. Gene Ontology annotation, biological process: glycine import into mitochondrion.
AUAUGCAGGGUUAUUCUAUUGACCCCGAAAGUGGUAACACGAAGAUAAAAGAAGAUUAUCCUGUUUUGAAGUCUUUUCUCGCUGGAUCGCUCUCUGGCACGUUUUCAACUAUUUUAUUUCAACCAUUGGAUCUUGUUAAAACCAGACUUCAAAGUCGAGUAAAUCUUCAUCUUGAUACUCCAAGAAACGGCACUUUAGGAACGGUAAUACAUAUUAUUAAAAACGAAAAUGUGUUCGGACUAUGGCGGGGUAUGACUCCGUCCAUUACCAGAGUUGUGCCUGGUGUAGGAUUAUAUUUUUCAUCAUUACACUGGUUAAAGCACACAUUGCAUCUAAAAGAUCCACUUACACCUACAGAAGCUCUGUUAUUAGGCAUUACAGCAAGGUCUAUGACUGCAGCUCUAUUAAUUCCAAUAACAGUAGUGAAAACACGUUUUGAGAGUGAUGUGUAUAGAUAUAAGAGUGUAGGACAAGCACUGAAAUUAAUUUACAAGCAGGAAGGAGUAAGAGGUCUUUCGAGCGGGUUAAUACCAACGUUACUAAGAGACGCUCCAUAUAGUGGUCUUUAUCUCACAUUUUAUACUCAGUUAAAGAAUGUAAUCUCUAAAACAGAUUUGCCCUGCUCCAUAUCGUCAGCUCCGAUUCAUUUUAGUUGCGGAAUUUUAGCAGGAAUAUUUGCUUCUAUUGUAACACAACCUGCUGAUGUAAUUAAGACAAAAAUACAAUUAUAUCCUAACGAAUUUAAAGGUGUUCGGAAUGCAGCUUUUAGGGUUUAUAAGAAAUAUGGUAUGUUAGGAUAUUUUAAAGGCAUUGUUCCACGAAUGUUGAGAAGGACAUUAGUGACUGCAAUGGCUUGGACCGUAUACGAAGAGGUUACAAAAGGUAUGGGGCUUAAAUAA